Molecule: messenger RNA, 804 nt
Organism: Aspergillus saccharolyticus JOP 1030-1
Lineage: Eukaryota; Fungi; Ascomycota; Eurotiomycetes; Eurotiales; Aspergillaceae
Exons: 4
Coding region: 111-647 (178 amino acids)
Source: RefSeq, a predicted model, not a curated record
AUUUCGUGGUGGUGACAAAAGAAAAGGUACCUGAUUGACACAAGAUCCGACAUACCUUCAACCCGAACAACAAUUACCAACUACCACAAGACAACACCUACUUCCGCGUCAUGGAUGUUUUCUAUGCCUACACUUACUCCACAGCCGGAUGGCUUGGUCUCCAGAGCUUGGCUCUGAUCGCUGUGCCGGAGAUGAUGACAACCAUGCUGUUGACUGAGACACGAGACCCUUCUGCACUGGAAACAUACUUCUCUCGCUGCCUGGGAUUCAGUCUACUUCUCAUUGCAGUCUUGACUGUAAUGCUUACCGGCUCCGUGCCUCUGACCACUUCAAUCGCACAACCCGUCACAACGGACGAUUCCGACCCCAAGGCACCAUAUGCCGUUCCGACCAUGAUGGUUACAACCGUCUUUCACGGAGCUUCAGCGGGGUAUGCAUACAUCUGGUGGGUGGCUACAGGACAGAUUGCCUACGCGAUUGGUAUGGUGGGAUACGCAGCUAUUGCGUUCGUUGGGGUGUGGUGCGCUCUUUUCGCGAGCAGUGGAGGCAAGAUCAACCGCAAGACUGGUGUCGAUAAGCGGAGCAGUGGUUUCCCUUUUGCCAACACGGAGGCCGACAAGAGAUUUGUGGGGAAGAAGCAGCUGUAAAUGAGGAGACUGAUGUCUCAAGCGGGGUUUCUGUGCAUAAAUGUGGAUAGUCGCAUGCAUGCAAUGACUGCAGAUAAAAGAGAGUCUGCACACGCCAGAAGAGAGAAGACACAGAGAGAUAGUGUUUGACUACUGAAAUUGAGCAUGUUUAUCUCUC